CCGCUAGGUGCGCUUUGAAAAAGCGGCGCGGCUAAUUCAAGAUGGCGGAGAUGGAGCAGCUUUUAGAUGAGAGUUCGUCGGCCAAAGCCCUGGUCAGUCUCAGAGAGGGGAGCUUACUGAAGUCCCACAACACCAGAGGACGAAGCAAUCUGCCCACUCUGGAGACGCCCACACGGAGCUCCAAGAGAACUCGUCUGUCAUGUGAGGAGGAGGAGCGGCCGUUACCCACCCGGUCACCUAGGAGGAGCCAGAGAGUCACCACCGCCCCUCAGAAGCUGGCGGGCGUGGGGACUCCAGAUAAGAGAGCGUCUCAGAGGAUCGGCCUACGGCUACGCAACCUGCUCAAGCUGCCCAAAGCCCACAAGUGGUGCAUCUACGAGUGGUUCUACUCCAACAUUGACAGACCGCUGUUUGAGGGAGACAAUGACUUCUGCCUGUGCCUGAAGGACUCGUUCCCCCAUCUGAAGACCAGGAAGCUCACACGUGUGGAGUGGAGCACCAUCCGCAGACUCAUGGGGAAACCCAGACGGUGUUCCUCGGCGUUCUUCGCUGAGGAGCGGACGGCGCUGAAGACGAAGCGUCAGAAGAUGCGUCUGCUGCAGCAGCGCAAGAUCACAGAUCUGUCCGUGUGUAAGGACCUGCCCGAGGAGAUCCCCUUGCCCCUCAUCAUCGGCACCAAAGUCACUGCUCGUCUGAGGGGUGUCCAUGAUGGGUUGUUCACUGGUCAGAUCGACGCCGUGGAUACGAGCGCAGCCACCUACCGCGUCACCUUCGACCGCAGCGGCCUGGGCACACACACUGUCCCUGACUAUGAAGUCCUCAGUAAUGAGCCUCAUGACACGAUGCCCAUCUCAGCGUUUGCCCAGAAGCAGAGGCCCCCACGCUUCCAGACCUUCAUGACACCCCCCCGGGGCUCCUACUCCGACUCUACACAACCCAUUCUCACGGAUGGGGACCCUCUGUUUAGCCAGUCCCCCUGGAGGAACAAGCUCACCGGCAGUGAGGGAGAGACCCUGGGAGGCUUCCCCGUCCAGCUCCUUGUCCAAGUAACGAGGCUGUCGAAAAUCCUGAUGAUCAAGAAGGAGCACAUUAAGCACCUGAAGGAGAUGAACACCCAGGUGGAGAAAAUGAAGUCGUACUCUCUGCCUGUGGGGCUGGACUUCCAGAAGAGAUACGCCACCACAGUGUUGGACCUGGAGCAGCUCAACAAAGAUCUCAACAAGGUCCUACACCAGGUGCAGCAGUUCUGCUAUGAGCUGGCCCCAGAGCAGGGCAUGCAGCCAGCAGACCAGCCCAGUGAGCUGCGGAGGCGCUGUGAGGAGGAGGGUCAGGACCUCGUACGGCUGUCCAACGAGACGCCCGACGGACACACACACGUGCAGAACCCCGGGCUCACACACCUGGUGUCCCGACUAACAGCCCUGCUGCUGCAGAUCAAGUGCUUGGCAGAGGGAGGUGAUCUGAACUCCUUUGAGUUCAAGGCGCUGACGGACUCCCUGAAUGACAUUAAGAGCUCCAUAGACAUGUCCAACCUGAGUUGUUUCCGUGAUAAUGUGGAGAUCCAUGUUGCGCACAUCCAGAGUGGUCUAAGCCAGCUGGGAAACCUGCAUGCCUUCUCAGCCAACAACACCAACACCACAUGACACACACACCAACUCACACAUUGGCUAUUUAUCUGAUCUCGGUGGAUGUGUGUGUGUGUGUGUGUGUGUGUGUGUGUGUGUAAGCCACAGGGCUUGUUGACCCUCAGUGUUUAGAAUGUGUGUGUGUGUGUGUGUGUGUGUGUGUGUGUAGUGAAGUGUUAUGUAUGUAUGUGUGUGUAUGUAUGUGUGUAUGUGUGUUUUUUUUGUCUCUAUCUGGACUGAUGUUUCAUCCACGGGGCAUUCUCACCCUUCAGUAUUUAGAGUGUGUGUGUGUGUGUAAAGUUCUCUGUUUUGAGUGUAUGUAGUGUAAUGUAUGAAUGUAUGUAGGUGUGUAUGUAUGUGUGAGUUUUUGUCUGUUCUAUCUGGCAUCCUGACCCUUCCACUGAGACGCCUGUAGGCACUGAUUACCCACUUAGUCCUCUAGGGGGAGACAAAGACCAUUUUAAACACAGACAACUCUCCGCAGAAAGAUGGAUCCCAAGUCAUGAGAGCAUUAGGGCCAGAGGUGCUGCUCAUUAGAACCUCCCAUACCAGUAGACUAGUGUGUGUGCUGUUUCUCCUCCGAUACACACAGCAUCCUCUACAUCAGUAGACUAGUGUGUGUGUGUGCUGUUUCCCUUCCGAUACACACGGCAUUCAUCACCUACUACACCACUAGACUAGUGUGUGUGUUGUUUCUUUUUUUUACUUUCUAAAACAAAGGCAGUUAUUUAAAAUCAUUUGAUUCCCUAUACCUUUCAGCCAUCCUACAAAUGCCGUAGGUUAGACUUAACCUAUUGAGCUAUACAUGGACUUUUUUUUUUAAAGUGUACAGUGUAGAUAUUUGUACAGUUCUUGCAGUUGUUGUGUUAACUGAAUAGAUGUUCGUUUGAACAUUGUUUGACUGAUAUCAGAAGAAUGUUACUUUGUAAAGUUUUUUUUUUUUUUUUUUUUAUCCUAAAGCUGUUGCAAAACUGAGUUUAGUGUUUUGUGUGACUUGUUUGUGGCCAUGGGAACAUGGUUUAACGGUGCUGUUUCUGUUUCUGAAGAGGCUACUGAUGCUGUUUUGACAGUAGCCUGCUCAUUCACCUCCCCCAUUGGUUGUGUAAAGCAUACGGAAAUGUAAAUAUUUCUUGCAGUUUCUUAUGUUUAUUAAAAUCUCUGAGAAACA
Molecule: messenger RNA, 2793 nt
Organism: Alosa alosa (allis shad)
Lineage: Eukaryota; Metazoa; Chordata; Actinopteri; Clupeiformes; Clupeidae
Gene: lin9
Product: lin-9 DREAM MuvB core complex component
Exons: 15
Coding region: 42-1643 (533 amino acids)
Biological process (GO): regulation of cell cycle; regulation of transcription by RNA polymerase II; DNA-templated transcription
Cellular component (GO): nucleoplasm; transcription repressor complex
Molecular function (GO): DNA binding
Source: RefSeq, a predicted model, not a curated record